This is a messenger RNA of Passer montanus (Eurasian tree sparrow), 1337 nucleotides long. It is a transcript of the gene NOL12, whose product is annotated as nucleolar protein 12. Gene Ontology annotation, molecular function: RNA binding. Bases 83 to 730 code for a protein of 215 amino acids. The record is from RefSeq and is a predicted model, not a curated record. Lineage: Eukaryota; Metazoa; Chordata; Aves; Passeriformes; Passeridae. The transcript is spliced from 6 exons. Gene Ontology annotation, cellular component: nucleolus.
GCCGCGUCCCGCCCGCGCCGGGGGAAGGACAGAGCUGCCGGGUUCCGGCGGAAGGGGCGGGCGGCGGCAGCGUGCGAGCGCCAUGGGCCGCAAGAAGAACAAGAAGGGUUCUGCCCGCGAGGGGCGGCUGGUGGUGACUUUCGACGAGAAGCAGCGGAGGGAGUACCUGACCGGCUUCCACAAGCGGAAGGUGGAGCGGAGGAAGGCGGCGCUGGAGGAGAUCAAACAGAAGCUGAAGAAAGAGCAGAAUAAAAUUAAAGAGGAGCGGCACCAGGAGUACCUGAAGAUGCUGAGCGAGAGGGAGGAGGCGCUCGAGGAGGCUGAUGAGCUGGAGCACUUGGUGACAUCGCGGACGGAGUCUGUGAACAUUGACCACCCAAACCACAUCGUAACAGUGACCACCAUCAGCGACCUGGACCUGUCAGGGGCACGCCAGCUGGGACUGACCAGCCCCCUGGGAAAAACUGAUGGAUCCGAAGAAGAGAAAGGGGAAGAGGUGGUGAACAAGCCUGUGAGAACAAUGCCCAAGAAGUCCAGAAACCCCUUCCUGUCUGAAAAAAUCUCUUCUCUUACUGCCACACUGCACAUGCACAGCCAAAAGAAGACAAAAAGAAAGAGAUCCCAACGUGGGCAAGGCCCACGUAAGAAAAUCCAGAAGUCCUGCACAGGGCGAACCACCAAGACUCAGCGUCGGCGGCUGACUGGGAAAAUGGGCCGUGACCAGGAUUAACAGAGAAACUAAUGUUCAGACCACCAGCUGGGACAGUGCUCCACAUCUGGCCUGCUGCUCUUUGGGUCCCUGUCAUUGUGGGCAAGCACCUUGUUUACAUGGCAUUCUGGCUAGCCAUUAACCCAGGCCAGUUCAGCCUUUCUGUAGCCUCCUGAGCACUGGCCAGGGUGACCAGACACUCUGCCCAUUUAUUUUUCCAGUGAUCUGCAGCUGAGUGUCUGGGUACCACAGAAUCUUAAAAACUUCUGCUGAAGGUUGUGUUCUCUAUUUGGCAUAACCCUUCUGUCCUUGGCCCCCCCUUUCAGAGCUGAUAUUUGGCUUUAUCAAAGAAGGGGAUCUGGGGCAGAGUGCAACAGGCACAUCGUUGUCAGGGCAAUUUGAGAGACUUGGGAGAGCUCUGCUUGCACUCCUGCAUCAGUGCCCUGGCAUUUCUGCUGUGCAGUAAAUCCUUUUUCCAUGGAGACGUGGUGUCAUCUUGUCUCCUGUGUUUCUUCACCACACAACACAGUGCCACACCUGAAUGCAGGGGUACUUUUUAUUUGGUACUUGUGCCAGGUGAAAUUGGGUAACUUUGUGAAUAAAUUUGAAGUCAUUUUGCCAAGUAAAA